Messenger RNA from Pistacia vera, 1882 nucleotides. RefSeq lists its product as uncharacterized. The transcript is spliced from 3 exons. Lineage: Eukaryota; Viridiplantae; Streptophyta; Magnoliopsida; Sapindales; Anacardiaceae. The record is from RefSeq and is a predicted model, not a curated record. The coding region runs from base 53 to 1882 and encodes 609 amino acids.
CGAAUUACAAAAUUAAAACAAAAUCCAUUUCAAAUUUUGAAUUUCUGUAUCGAUGAACCAGAGAAAGCUUCUUCUUCACCAAAGAGUCGAGGUUCGACAAUUUGAGGAAGGGUUAAGGGGCUCAUGGCAUCCUGGUGUGGUUGUUGGGGUUUCAGACUUAUGCCGUAUGGUUGAAUAUGAUGAACUCCUAUGUGAAACUGGUGACUUGAAGCUCAUUGAGUCAAUUCCAGUCACUGAGGCAAUUGAUGGCCUCCAUCGCCGCCGCCAUGUUUCCUCCACCUAUCGUGGACGUAUUCGACCUCCACCUCCCUUGCCACAAGUUGAUUCUAGUGAGAAAUUUGGUUUUGGAGUUUGUGUUGAUGCUUGGUUUGAGGAUGCAUGGUGGGAAGGUGUUAUUUUUGAUUGUGAUCAUGAUGCAAAUGAACGUUGUGUGUUUUUUCCUGAUGAGGUUGAAGAAUGCAAAUUCAGUGUGAGUCAGUUGCGUGUAGCUCGUGAAUGGGAUGAGUUCUUGGGGGUUUGGAAGGACCGGGGUGUGUGGAUACUAGUGCAGUUGGCUAGGGAUCUUGAAGGAGAUGUUCCAUUGUCUAAGUUUGUAAAGAAGAUUUGGUCUGCCUUGCGGUUAAAUUAUGGAUUUAUGAAGAUGAUUUCAGAGUGGCCGUGCGGUGUUCGCUCUGUGUGGAAUAGAUACUUCAUGGAUGUUGUUUAUGAAAUUGCAGUUAAAUUGAGUCGGCGAGAUCUAGGUUAUCGCAAAAUCUUGUCAUACUUGGUGGGAAAGAAGGGAAAUAAAUCAAAGGAUUCCCAACAUGCUAGUUCAAAUUCUUUUCUAUGUGAUUCUCUAAUUCAAGCAAGAAAUCGCAAAGCUAUGUCAUAUAAAGUCAGAAAGAAAGGAAAUAAAUCGAAAGGAAAUAAAUCAAAGGAUUCUCAGCAUGCUGUGUUAAAUUCUCAUCUAUGUGAUUCUCUGGUUAAGGUAAGAAAUCACAAUGAAUUCAAGGUUACCAGAGCAAGUCAAAAAGGAGGAGAAGAUUCUCAUGGUAAAUGCAAUAAAAAGCAGCAGUCACCAAGUUCCAAAUCGGAAGAUAAGAAACAGUCCAUAACAAAUACAACUGAUCAGAAUGGUUUUGAGGCUAAUAAUCUGUGUAGGGAAAAGGAUAUGACAACUGGUCCUUCAUUCAUAGAGAAUACUACUGUUGGCAAAGGUGUCUAUGAUAGAAGUUCCAAUUCUGGUUCAUGUUUACACCACGUAGUAAAUUGUGUUUCUUUUCCUACACAAAAGAAGCCUGAUCAGGUAGAAUCCAAUGUAGAGAAGCUAAAUUCUGCUGUAGCAUGUGAAGGUGACCAUAAUAAGCUGCUCGCAGAUAGUUCAAGAGAGGAGAAAACUGCUCAGUGUUUGCAUCACGUUCAAAAAUAUCAAUCAGUAAAAAGACGAAGAACUUUGAGAAAGAGAACUUUUAACAAUAAACUUGUUAUGGUUUUUACUGAUUGUUUGGAGAAGCAGAAGGACAAGAAGGCAUCUUUUUUUGUUGUUCAUAAGAGAAGGAACUGCUCAAUAAUGAAAAAGAGGGAGUUGAAGAAGUCUCAACAAGUCAAUUCAAAACUAAAGUUAACGCAUAAGGUUCAAGAGCAAGGGCUGAAUGCUGUUCGGACAAGGAAUUCUUUAUUUUCUAAUUCCUGUCACCCAACUAUGCCAUUUGAGAAAUAUGGUAAAAAUUUUAGGCUUAAAGAUAUGGUGUCUAAUUCUAGAAAGCGUAAGAUGAAGCGAGGAUAUUGUAGUGGUCAACUAAGGGACACAAUCUGUAGUGUUUGCCACCAUUGGGGAGACCUUAUCCUUUGUGAUCACUGCCCUUCUUCGUAUCAUUUGAGUUGCCUUGACCUCAAGUCAUAG